AUGUCUGGAGCCCUCGACCUCGAGAAGCAGUUGCGCUUUUAUGGCGCAUAUCACCACAACCCAGUCAACAUCUGGAUACAUAUAACCUGUGUACCUAUCAUUCUGUGGUCUUUCUUCCUUCUGGGCACUAACACGCCACCUUUGAUCCAAGUCCCGGAAGAAUACCAGAUUCCUUACCUACCUCCGAACUUUGGUCUCUUCUCUGUCCUCGCCUACUGUGUUCUCUAUGUCCUCCUCGAGCCGGUCGCCGGUACCGCAUUGUCCGUUCUGCUGCUCGCCAGUACUGCGUGGGCCAAUCAUCUGACCAGCACAUAUGGCAUGACCGCCAACUACUGGGCGUUGGGCCUUCACGUUGCCUCAUGGGUUGCUCAAUUUGUUGGACACGGCAAGUUUGAGGGCAGAAAACCGGCACUGUUGGACAAUAUCUUCCAAGCAUUCUUCCUUGCGCCACUCUUUGUAUGGCUGGAGCUAUUAUUCAUGGUGGGAUAUCGUCCUGAUCUACAACAGCGCCUCGAGGUCAUGGUCAAGGAGGAUGUCGCGAAAUUCAGGGCUUCUCAAAAGGUGAAUGGCAAGACCAACGGUCAAGCAGUCAAUGGUCAUGCCAAAACGUCUUGA
Cyphellophora europaea CBS 101466 is the source of this 615-nucleotide messenger RNA. RefSeq lists its product as uncharacterized. Gene Ontology annotation, cellular component: endoplasmic reticulum. Lineage: Eukaryota; Fungi; Ascomycota; Eurotiomycetes; Chaetothyriales; Cyphellophoraceae. The transcript has 4 exons. Bases 1 to 615 code for a protein of 204 amino acids. The record is from RefSeq and is a predicted model, not a curated record. Gene Ontology annotation, biological process: sphingoid catabolic process.